AAGGGUAUUACAGCUUCUGUGCAACCGAUGCCUUCAUCAUGCUUACUAUCGCUUUAUAAGGUCUGGAUUUGAUUUAAGCUUCUAACCGGGAUUACCGCUCUCUGCAGACAAGAUGAAUACUACGAGUCGAUUUCUGAAGUGAAAAAGUUUAUUAUAAAGACUAGCAGGCGUACCUAAACGACUUAACACUUACAGCAAUAUAUAAAGCUACACAGAGGGCUUUAGAAGAAACGAGUUCACGCUGGAAGAACUCCAGUUUUAUUGAAAGCCAGGAUGUAUAAUAUCAAAUGUGUUUAUGUGGUAUCUGUAUACCCACCUUGAGACUAUUAGGUUCAUUAUUUGACCAUGACUCGCUCGUUAAAUCACUUUUUGUAAAUAAAAAUUAGAAGUACUGUUCCUUUCUGUUGCAUUGAGCAAUCAAAUCUUCGAAGUCAUUCAAUUCAGCAAAUCAAAUAAAAAAAAAACUAUAAACAAAAUAUUUAAUGAUUUCAUAGCAUAAAAUCUGUUUAACAUAAAUAAUUUAAUUUGUUUAAAAAUAACAUAGAAGACAAUGCGCAGCAUUUGGUUCGCCUUUAAAUUAUUUGAAGGCUGUUUGGGCUGCCUCUGCAUGGGCAUACAAAUCGAGGGAUUUCUAAAUGUUGCAGUGUCACAGGAUCUAUAUCUGUACAUCACCGUAUUUUCAGUGUUCACAUGCACGAGCUUCUUUGGUUGUCUGAAUAUUUGCAUGGAAAACGAUCCGGUAUUGAUGCGCGAAAUAAUUUGGAGCAGUGUUGCUAGCUUUGGUUACAUAGUUACCGGAAUCACCACAAUGUAUCAUGCCGAAAAGGAUUUAUAUUUAAUGUAUUUAUCGGAUUUGGAAAUUAUUGAAGAUGAAAUGGAACAUCAAUUUUUCGGUUACUCAAAGACGCAGGCCAUAUUGGCCAUUGUCACUUCGGUUGUGUAUUUAUUGCAUGCGGUGCUUGCGGGCGAUAUGCUCAUCUCAGAAAUUGCAGUCACUAAAGAGAAGGUUGGUGAGGAGAAAAAGAAACUGAUUCUAUAUCUCGGCGGUAUGAAAAUCCACAAUCGUUUGCUCAAACUCAAAUGGUUUCGGCGAUUUGAUGGCAGAAUGCGUCCAACGGACUAGAACGCAGCUGUUUGCUUGUAAAGGCAUACAAAUGUAGACACGAUGCGGUAGCAACUUCAAUUAAUAAUAAUUUUGUAAAAAACAUACAUUAGGCUGCUACCUAGUUGCAGAAUGCCAAAUUGUAUCAGCUUUACUAAACAUAAACUCGACAUCGACAAAUUUUGCUCUAGUAGACGCAUAAAUAAUACGAUGUCUGUAUUUUUUUUUUUCGAAUUAACUUGUAAACCCACUGAUCAAGCAUGUAUUUUAUUUUAACAGCAUUAGGAAAAAAUACAAUAUUUGAUCUAAAUUGACCAUGUCUAUAUGUAUAUGUCUACAUGAAACUAAAAAUAUUUUUUAGUAUCCUAAUAAAUGUUAUUUAACA
This is a messenger RNA of Bactrocera oleae (olive fruit fly), 1487 nucleotides long. RefSeq lists its product as uncharacterized. The record is from RefSeq and is a predicted model, not a curated record. Lineage: Eukaryota; Metazoa; Arthropoda; Insecta; Diptera; Tephritidae.